AUCCGAUUGAAUUUUUGUGCGCCCGGAUACACAACGCGUUCAACGAUCGUCUCGCGUAAUAUCACUCGCAAAUGAACGCGGCGCAAUCAGAUUUCGCGAUGGAAAUUCCAUUACCGUGCCUCGACAUUACUAUCUGCGACAGCUCGUAAGCAAUUUCUAUCGCGUUUUAAUUUAUUCCUCCAAAGAAAUCGCGAUGUUCUUACGGAGUUUUAGUUGGCAAACUCGAUAUUAAAUCUCGCUCGGAAAAUCGAGCGAUCGACGCCGUUUUAAAUAGACCCAAAGUACCGAUCGAACUUCGUAUCAGAGUUACCCGUCUCAUUUGGAAAAUCCAUCUUUCGAGGAUAGUUCAUCCGCCAUUUAAAGCGUCCCAGAAUUAGGGACACGUCGGUGCACGUUGGAGAAAGAGGAUUCACCUUUCUCAAGGGAUUUCCUUCAUAAAAUCGCAUUUGAAAUAGCCGGAACCGUUCGCAGUGGCUGCAAACAUUCUCGAGUCGACGUCAAACGGCAUUAAUCGUCGAAAAAUUAAUGCAAAGCUGGAUUUACUUUCGCUAAGCUGACCGGAGCGGUCUCAUUUAUGAAUGACCUUUUCGGGUACGCCUCUGGAAGCGGCCGCGAGCGCUCGUUUGUGGAUUGGACGCCGUUUAUCAGAAUUCUGGACCGACGGUCGACGUCCGAGGACGCGGCGACGUCGGUUUCGGGGAGUGUUCCGUUUCCUUCUUCGACGCGAUCGGACGUUCUCUUCGAAGCAGUGUUCCGUUGGUCGGUCCCGUUGACAAACGGCGCCAUUAAUUCCGGAGGCUUUUGAGCGCUCGACGAGCAGCCACCCAGGCUCUCCCUUGGACGUCUAACGGAUGACCAGCGUCGUACAGGCAACAAUAAUGAUCGGUGACCGCGUCCUGGCCAAUUCAUAAAACCAGCUUCGAGGCGUUCAAUCGGAAAGCAUUCUUCGCGAGAGCAUCGAAUUUCAUUCUUCGCUCGAGUCCUAACGCUCCGCGAGGAACGUUCUGGAAAAUAUUUGUACCAAUCUUCCCUUUCUCGAAGAUUUUAAUCAAAUCGUACACCGGUUCGGAGGGAAUAUAUAUUUCAGGAGUGAUUCGGUUGAAUAUAAAAUUUCAGAAAGGGCGACAGAGUUUCUUGAUUAACUUUUAAAGAAUCUAAAAUCGUUUAAUCGUACUCUCAAUUAUUCUUCUUAUGUUACAGUAAUUUCAAUUGAACGAAGUUAGGCUUUCAUCAAGGAUCGCCGUCACCGAUUAUAAUUUCGAAGAGGUCCAGGAGCAGCGUCGAUAAAAUUCACGAAAUUUCGUCGAUUCUUGCGACGAAUAUCCAAUUCGUAAAUUCCUCUAAGGAUCUAAUUUGCUCCCGCGCCUCUGAAAAUCGUCCUCAGUCGACCGACAGUUCCCGUAGGAUCGCAAAACACGAUGAAACGAACGUUCCAUGGUAGAGCGCGAACACCUCGGCGCAUCGUGACAAGACACCUCUAAACGUAUCCGCUCGCUGGGGAUGGUAGCUGGGAAUGGUAGCUGGGCCGCGGACAAUGGACGGUAGCUUUAGAAUUAGCAACGAGACUACUCGGAGAAUCGUAUUUCGUGGCCGUGGUGUGCUUAGGUUGUGGAUGUACCAAACACUUUUGACUCCGAUCACGUGCGGCCUAGACGCAAGGUCUAGAAACGGAAAAGGCAGGCGACGACGGGAAAUGCGACGCGUUAGGCAAAUCACGUCGAAUCCCUCGGAUAGUUGUCGCGGUUCGACGAUUUUCUAGAGCCAGGGACGUUUCGGGGCAAAAAGAGAUACAAAUAAAAAACACAUGAAAAAAUAAAAAAAACGAAUAGCAGAAAAAAGAAAAGAACAGUAGCGCAAGAAACGAAUGGAUGGUACAGUCGACGAAUCGCAUGGUGGUAUCUUUCGUUUCGAGUACUGUACGCGUCCAGUCCUCUCUUCUUAGUCGGUAAUAUUGUCUAGUCUUGUAUUGUUUCGAUAUACAUAUGUCUACCCUAGGAGAUUUCCGUUCUCGUUUCUGUUUCCGUUUCCCGUUUCCGUUUGUUAAGUCGACUCCGUUGCGGAGCUGAUUGCGGACCCGGCACGAUUUUGUAACACGCGACUCUGGUGUGUGUCGACAGCUCGGGGAUCGACAAUAAUCCGACGGUGUAUUACAAGCUAAUGCCCGGCUCCACGGCACAGACCAACAAGCUUCACACGUUUUACAUACAGCAACGGGGCGAUCGAGAUGAGACCUGGGCGGACAUCAAGGUCAACAAUCAGCUGGAUUACGAAACCAUGAAGGAGUACAAUCUGACCAUACGUGUCGAGAACAAUGGCGCCCAACAACUCGCAUCUGAAGCGACCGUCCACAUUAUCCUGGAGGACGUAAACGACGAAAUACCUUUGUUCACCGAACGUGAGCAAGAAACUGUACUCGAGGGCGAACCAGUCGGCAGUAAGGUUACUCAAGUCAACGCUAUCGAUAAGGACGGCACUUUCCCGAACAAUAAGGUGUCCUAUUACAUCGUGGACAGUGUCAGGAACGAGGGAAAGGACUACUUCGAGAUCGACAAGGACACAGGCGAGAUCUCCACAAAAGUGAUUUUCGAUCGCGAGAACCAAGGAGCGUACGCACUGGAAGUGGAGGCCAGGGACGGAGCACCAUCUGCGCGGCCCAACAGCAAGGGACAACCGAAUUCAGUAACGAAAUUCAUCCGUAUUGGAAUAGCUGACAAGAACGACAAUCCGCCUUACUUCGACAAAAACCUCUACGAGGCUGAGGUAGACGAAAAUGAGGACAUUCAGCACACGGUCCUCACUGUCACCGCCAAAGAUCAUGACGAGUCCUCGCGUAUUCGAUACGAGAUUACGGGCGGUAACCUAGGCGGCGCGUUCGCCGUGAAGAAUAUGACUGGCGCCAUUUACGUAGCAGGUGCAUUGGAUUACGAGACCAGGAAAAGGUACGAGCUCCGUCUCACCGCCUCGGACAACUUGAAAGAAAAUUACACGACGGUCGUAAUACACGUGAAGGACGUGAACGACAAUCCGCCAGUCUUCGAGCGACCAAAUUAUAGAACGCAGAUCACCGAGGAAGAUGACAGGACUCUCCCGAAACGCGUCCUUGGGGUCCAAGCAACCGAUGGCGACAAGGACAGACCACAAAAUAUCGUCUAUUUCCUAACGGGCCAGGGAAUCGAUCCCGACAACCCAGCGAACAGUAAAUUCGACAUUAAUCGCACCACCGGAGAAAUCUUCGUUCUAAAGCCGCUGGACAGGGAUCAGCCGAACGGGAGACCGCAGUGGCGAUUUACCGUGUUCGCCCAGGAUGAACGCGGAGAAGGUCUGGUGGGCUACGCCGACGUUCAGGUGAACCUAAAGGACAUCAACGACAACGCUCCUACCUUCCCGCAGGGUGUCUACUUCGGCAACGUCACGGAAAAUGGCACAGCGGGAAUGGUCGUGAUGACCAUGACCGCGGUGGACUACGACGAUCCAAGCGAAGGGACGAACGCUAAACUGGUGUACUCCAUUGAAAAGAAUGUCAUUGAAGAGGAGACGGGCUCGCCGAUUUUCGAGAUCGAACCGGAAACUGGAGUGAUCAAGACGGCGGUAUGCUGCUUGGACAGGGAACGCACGCCGGAUUAUUCUAUACAGGUCGUCGCGAUGGAUGGAGGGGGGUUAAAGGGGACGGGGACGGCGUCCAUACGAGUGAAAGAUAUAAACGACAUGCCCCCGCAGUUCACGAAAGAGGAAUGGACCACCGAGGUGGACGAAACGGAAGGUCCGGAUUUGCCGGAAAUUCCGAUUCUUACGGUCACUGUGCACGAUCAGGACGAGACCAACAAGUUCCAAUACAAGGUGCUUGAAAACAGCGGUUAUGGCGCGGACAGGUUUACCAUGGUGAGGAACAACGAUGGCACAGGAUCUCUGAAGAUCGUGCAGCCAUUGAAUUACGAGGACCAAAUGCAGAGUAACGGCUUUAGGUUUAGGAUACAGGUGAACGAUAAGGGCGAGGACAACGACAACGACAAGUAUCACGUCGCCUACUCGUGGGUGGUGGUGAAGCUGCGCGAUAUAAAUGAUAAUCAGCCACAGUUCGAGAGGGCAAACAUCGAGACGACGGUGCCGGAGAACGCCAACAUUGGAAACACCUUAGAGACGUUUACGGCCACUGAUCCCGAUCAGGGCGGCAAGAGCAAAGUGUAUUACUCGAUCGACAGGAGUUCCGAUCGUAAAAGGCAAUUCUCGAUCAACGAGAACGGCACCGUGUCGAUCCAGAGGAGCCUCGAUCGCGAGGAAACCCCGCGACAUCAGGUGAAAAUCUUGGCGAUCGACGAUGGCAUCCCACCGAAGACAGCGACAGCCACACUGACGGUGAUCGUCCACGACAUAAACGACAAUCCACCGCGAUUCCUAAAGGAAUAUCGACCAGUUUUGCAGGAGCAUUCGCAGACCAAGAAGGUGGUAGAGAUCUUGGCGACGGACGACGACGACAGAUCGAAGAGCAACGGUCCUCCGUUCACUUUCAGGAUGGACGCGAAGGCGGACGACGUGAUUCGAGCUAGUUUCAAAGUCGAGAGCGAUAACAAGGGUGCAAACGGGGAUGGUAUGGCCAUCGUGUCGUCGCUACGAUCGUUCGACAGAGAGCAACAAAAGGAGUACUUGAUACCCAUCGUUAUCAAGGAUUCUGGGACUCCUUCCAUGUCUGGGACCAGCACCUUGACCGUCGUUAUCGGGGACACCAACGAUAACAAAAUGCAACCAGGCUCGAAGGACAUUUUUAUAUACAAUUACGCGGGACAAUCGCCAGACACCGAGGUAGGCAGAGUCUACGUCUACGACUUGGACGACUGGGAUUUGCCAGACAAGAAGUUCUACUGGGAGAGCCUGGAGCACGCUCAAUUCAAGCUGGACGAGAGCACUGGCAUGAUCUACAUGAAAUCGGGCACCCAAGACGGCAGGUAUCACCUGCGAUUCAAGGUCUACGAUCGAAAACACACGCAGACGGACGUUCCCGCCAACGUGACCGUCACCGUCAAGACCAUCCCUCACGAGGCCGUAUUGAACUCUGGCUCGGUCAGGAUAUCUGGCAUAACCGACGAGGACUUCAUUCGAGUUUGGGAUUACAAGUCGCAAACGCUGUCGCGAAGCAAAGCCGAAUUGUUCCGCGAGAAACUGGCCCAGUUAUUGAACAUCAAUAGAGAGAACGUGGACGUGUUCAGCGUUCAGUUGCGUAGAAUGCAUCCACCCCUAACCGACGUCAGAUUCGCCGCCCAUGGGUCCCCGUAUUACAAGCCUGUCAGGUUGAACGGAAUCGUCCUGAUGCACCGUGAAGAGAUCGAGAAAGGGGUGGGGAUCAAUAUAACGAUGGUGGGCAUCGACGAGUGCUACUACGAGAACGAAAUGUGCGAGGGUAGCUGCACGAACACCUUGGACAUCAGCAGCCUGCCGUACAUGGUCAACGCAAACAAAACCGCCCUUGUCGGCGUAAGGGUGGAUGUAAUCGCCGAGUGUACAUGCGGUGCGCGAAACUUCAGCAAAGGGGAGUCCUGCAGAAACAGCCCCUGUUACAACGGCGGUCGUUGCGUGGAGGGAAGAUUCGGAUUAUCAUGCCAAUGCCCCACUGGAUACAACGGUCCGAGAUGCCAGCAGACCGCGAGAAGUUUUCGUGGCAAUGGCUGGGCCUGGUAUCCCGCUUUGGAGAUGUGCGACAAUAGCCAUUUAAGCUUCGAGUUCAUCACGAAGAAACCCGACGGUUUACUUCUGUACAACGGGCCUAUCGUUCCACCUGAAGCUGACGAGAUCAUGGUUUCUGAUUUCAUAUCGGUCGAGCUGGAACGUGGAAUACCUCGUUUAUUAAUAGACUUCGGGUCUGGUACCCUGGAGUUGAAAGUCAAACCAACGAGAACUUUGGACGACGGAGAAUGGCACAGGCUCGAUAUCUUUUGGAACACAGAGACCGUCAAGCUCAUCAUCGACUACUGCAAGUCCGCGAACGUCUCCGAGCCCGACGACAACACGCCCCCAGAGUUCAACGAUACCAGCUGUCAGGCGCAAGGGAUGAUUCCACCCUUCAACGAGUACUUGAACGUGAACGCUCCCCUGCAAAUCGGCGGCCUCUACGUCGAGCAGUUCGACCCCACCCACUACAAAUGGAAGCACAUGCCCGUCGGCAAGGGUUUCGACGGCUGCAUCAAGAACCUCUUCCACAACAGCAAGCUGUACGACCUCGCCCAUCCCGGCCUCUCGAGGAACAGCGGGGCUGGCUGCCCUCAGACCGAGGAUAUAUGCAACAACCAGGAGUCCACGUUCCGAUGCUGGGAACACGGCACUUGCGUGGGAAGCUUCACCGAGUCCCGAUGCCAGUGCAAUCCAGGAUACACUGGUCCUGGUUGCAUGACGCCCACCAUUCCCACGACCUUCAAGCCGCAGAGCUACGUUAAAUACGCGUUGUCGUUCGAGCCUGACAAGUACUCCACCCAGAUCCAACUCAGAUUCCGUACCAGGGAAGUCCACGGUGAACUCUUCAGAGUCAGCGACCAGCACAACAGGGAGUACGCCAUCCUGGAGAUCAAGGACAGCAGACUGCACUUCCGCUACAAUUUGAACAGUCUGAGGACCGAGGAACGAGAUAUCUGGUUGACCGCUAUAGCGGUUGACGAUGGCCAGUGGCACACAGUCCGAGUUUCCAGAUACGGAUCAGCUGCGACUCUGGAGUUGGACGGUGGGGAAGGAAGGAGGUUCAACGAGAGCUUUUCGUUCGAAGGACACCAAUGGCUGCUGGUGGACAAACAGGAAGGUGUCUACGCGGGUGGCAAGGCCGAGUACACUGGUGUAAGGACGUUCGAAGUGUACGCCGAUUAUCAAAAAGGAUGCCUGGACGACAUCAGACUGGAAGGGAAACAUCUGCCAUUACCGCCUGCCACGAAUGGAACGCAAUGGGGUCAAGCAACGAUGGCUAGAAAUCUGGAGAAGAACUGUCCAUCGAACAAGCCCUGUGCCAACAUAAUUUGCCCCGAUCCCUUGGAAUGCAUCGACCUCUGGAACGAAUACGACUGCACAUGCGGAGAAGGGAGAAUUCCAUCCCCCGAUAGCAAGGGAUGUAUGGACAAGAACGAAUGCAUCGAUUACCCUUGCUUGAACGGAGGCAGAUGCAUCAAUCAGGAUCCUCGUUUCCGGUACAGAUGCAUUUGCCCUGACAGCUUCUGGGGAGAGAAUUGCGAGCUCAUGCAGGAAGGUCAAACGUUGAAAUUCGGCAUGGGAGCCUUGGCGGCCAUUCUGGUCUGUCUUUUAAUCAUUCUCGUUCUCGUCUUGGUGUUCGUCGUCUACAACAGAAGAAGAGAGUCUCACAUCAAGUACCCUGGACCCGAUGACGACGUGAGAGAAAACAUCAUUAAUUACGACGACGAAGGUGGCGGUGAAGACGACAUGACUGCGUUCGACAUCACCCCGCUUCAAAUCCCCAUCGGUGGCCCGAUACCGGAAAUGGGUGGAAAACUGCCACCGUGUAAAGUAGCCUAUCCACUAGGACCCGAGCCAAACGUGGGAAUCUUCAUAGAAGAUCAUAAAAAGAGGGCUGACAGCGAUCCCAACGCACCGCCGUUCGACGACCUACGAAAUUACGCUUACGAGGGCGGCGGAAGUAUCGCGGGCUCACUGUCAUCGUUAGCUUCCGGUACGGACGACGAGCAGCACGAGUACGAGUACUUGGGUGCCUGGGGGCCCAGAUUCGACAAGCUGGCCGACAUGUACGGGCCUGCAGAAGAAAGCGAGGAAGAGGACUAAAUCCCCGUAAGCUCGCAUGAACCAUCCACCUCCAUUGGGAGACAUAGUGUUCGUGUGAUCUUAAAACAGAAUGGACUGUCCUCUACGAAACGUGAGUUCGAACAAACUUUCCAAGGAUAGCCGCGAAGAGCAAGGGAUUAAAUCCAGGCGAGAGGAGCGAAGAGAAACUUCUUCGCAUCGAAGUUGUGUUUUUGUAACCCGGGCAACAAAGACGUUAGCGUUCCAUUCGAUAAGAUCAUCGAGCCGGACGUCCACGUCGCCGUCUGAAACGUCGCGACGAUGGACGAGGCGCAUAGGUGCUCGACGAGUUUCGAAAUUCUCGUAAACGGUGAUCUCAGCAAAAGAGCUUUCUAAGGCCCGUCGCGUCACGAACGUUGUUGCAAUAAAGAAAUCCACUCGAGUCACGGUCAACCGAAGGGUGCACACCUAAUCUGUAUAGCACGUUACGCGUAUACGUAGUGAAUUCGCGUGUGUGUACCUACACGUGAGACUUUUCUAUUAAUAAAACAAAUCUAUAUAUAUAUAUAUAUAUUAUAUAUACGAUUCAUUAUUUUUAGUCACAAUCAUAGUUACUAUUUAUCGAUACCAUCGACGUCGAUGUAUGUCCCAGUAUGUACGCUCGGUUAUACAUAUAUAUAUAUAUUAUAUCGUCGUCGCGACAGCAUCGGAAGAUAAUGAUUCAGUCAACGUUUUACUACUGCCAGUAUCAUUGCCGUGCGCGCGAUCGUCGUUUACGUUUCGUCGGCGUGACUCGCGGCCACGUCGUCUUUUAAAGGGCAUUUCUCAUUUUUACUCAUUUAUUUAUUUACGAAUGGAAUAAAUACAUUUCUCGUUUUACCCGUUUCUCCCCCCCCCUCCCCCCCCCCUCUUAACCACGUCCGUCAACGAGGUCGCCGAGGGCAAGAGAAUACUAGCGAUUUUCUAGGCAGCAGUCGACGAACCGUCGAGUCGAGUUACGAGGAUGCUGGAUUUCGUCCCGAUUCUUUUUCAUUCCGGAUCGAUACGAAAUAUCGGCGUUCUCGCUUAUCGUUUGACUUUUUAAGAGAACGGAUUAAAUUUGUGGUUAAAGAGUGAAAUGUGCUUCGGAAAAAAAAUUGGCUUCGAAAUUCCAGGAACAACGGAGCUCUCGAAUUUAAUAAACUGUUCUUCCACUUUUUUAUUUCCAGCCUCUGCGCGUCAAGAUGUUAAAUAAAUAUAUUCGACCCUUCUCGUCGGCUCGGAGAAUAAUCGCGCAGCCGGAAGUCGCUAGUACGCAGUAUUUUUUCGGUUUCUUCCACCGACCCUGGGUCCCACUGUUCGCGGACUUGUAUCGUUGUUGAGUGUAAAGAAUCGCGAGAGAGAACGACACAUUCGCGACGCCUUCCUCGUUCGCGAAAUGCGGACGACGAUCCUACCGUAAUGUGGUCUGUCGUACUAGAAUUAUCGGAGAGCCGCGUUAGAUAAAUUUGUUCGCGAAUCGAGAACCAUUCUCAUCGUUGUCAUCGUCACCGUCACCGCCAUCCUCAUUGAUUAUUGCUAGUAUUAUUAUUGACAUUACGAUAUAUAUAUAUAUAUAUUAUAAAUAUGAAUUUAUAAAUAAAUAAAUAUAAAUAUAUAUAUAUAUAGAAACAGAGGGAGAGAGAGAGAGAAGCGCAUUGUGGAAAACAAAGGGUACAGCAACGUGGAGCGCACGUGAAAGUCCGCGAAAAGGAGACAAAGGAGAGUUACCGCGCGUAUAUGUAAUUAUUAUAAUUAGUAUUAUAUAGCGGUAUAAAUAUAAAUAUGAAUAUAAAUAUAUAUAUAAAUAUAUAUAUAUAUACAUAUACAUAUUAUGUAAAAGGAAUAACAGACGCAGACACGUAAAGAGAUGAUUAAAAAGCAAAAAAAAAAAAAAUAACAGAAUAUAUAAAGCGAAAAACACAUGAAUAGUAGCGCGAGAUAACGAGGGCCGGCUGUCGAGAAAAGCUCACGGUUUAUAGUCUCGACAUAGUAUUAAUAUUUAUUUUCUGUCAAUAACGAACCGGCCGGAUGUUUGAAUUACGACGGAGAAGAAAACGAAGAUAAAUGAAUUAGCGAGCGAGCGAAGAGGGAAACGGCGAAGGCCCAUUCUUCGCCGCCGUUCGAGCGGCGAUUUCGAUGCCACCGGCGAGUUCGAUGCUCGGUCAGGCGCGACGCUUUCGAGACAGAGCUGGGCAUUCGUACGAUCCAUCGACUGCGCGUUUCGAUUAAACGUUCGAUCGUCGAAAUUCGUCGCGAUUCGAUAUCUUGCAUUUCCUUUUUUGGAUAGCGUCACGAGUCUCACGCGUUGUAGAUCAAGGGGUUACAGUUACGAUUAGUGUUUACGAUUAGUAAAACCAAGUCGAUGACCGAUCGCUAAAUUCAUCGUUAACACGUCGACUGACAGAUUUAACUCUCCCAUGGAAACCUCUGCAGUGCUAACAUGUAGUCUCGAUGCGAUUAGAAACUGUAGAUAAUCUAAUAUUUCUCGCACUACUUAUAUUAGGCCGUCCUAAAAGUUCAUGCCACCUAUAUUUCUAUUCAAAUUAAUACAUGAAACAUAAUCUCAAGUAAGUCCCUCUCAUUUCAUAAUAUUUUCUCAAUUUUCUGACAUAAUUAUGACACCGUCGCUAUAAAAUUUCUGUAGUUUCUUUUUAUUAAAUAUCGAACAGUCUUCAGCGUGAACUUAUGGGAUGACCUAAUAUCUUUGUAUUCCUAUCAAAAUGUACGAGCUCCAUCCAGAUUUAUUUUCGUUAACACCUAGCACUCGAGAUUAAUUAUUCAAUUCCUCGAAAAAUUAGAUGAAAAUCCAGUUUGAAACGCAGUCGAUCCCCUCGAUCGAACUUUGCCCAUGCCUGUUACGAACGAGCUCCGAUGCGCCGGGCGCAUUCCCACGCGCGUGUCUCGACUGAUUUGUAAAAUUCUCUACGGAAAUAUUAAUAGUCAAUUUAUCGGUUAGGCGAGGCCCCGUCGGAUCGAGUGAUCCGGGCGUAGUUUAAGCACUUGUACGAAUAUUGUAAGUAACGUGUAUCUCGGUGUGCCGGUGCCGCUCGUACUGCGCCGCGAUCGGUACCGAGCAUCGCUGUAUAUUUGUCCUAACGAUUGUCGUCUUGCGUAUUGUUCCCCCGGUGAAUUUGUGAUAUUACGUUUCCCGCGGCCAUUUGUUCCACGUUUACUUUUGCGCGAAUACAACGAACCGUAAGCACCAAGAAACGCGUCGAAUCUGUACUGCUUUGGAAUUUUUUUAAUUUUAUAGAUCGUUGUUUCUACAGCAAUUAUGUUAUUGGUUGUUCAGCCGGAGAGCUAAUUGAGAAACAACCAAAUUGGAACCAUCGAAGCUUGUACUCUGUUUUUGUUUGAACUGCCAAGCCAAGGCCAAGCCAACCCUAGGUACCGAUCUAUAAACGAUUCCCAAAGCCAUAAUCGUGUCUCUAACGUAAUCUAAUUAUUCCUACAGUCCUUGCAGCUUCGAUUUAUAAUUAAAGCUCCUACUCUGUUUUUUUAUUUGAACUUCCAAGCCAAUGUACCGAUCUCUAAACAAUACCUAAAGGCACAAUCGUGCCUCUAUCAUGCUCUAAUUGUUCCAAUACCUAAUUCUAAUUAUUGCAACUAUGAUUCUCCUUGCCACCUUUCUCCUCGACUUCAGGCUCGACGUUUCCUGGUGUUCGUAAGUUCGUUUUCGUUUCGUUGUUUCAUUCUCACCGUCCUUCGUACCACACCCCUUCGUUUCUCCGGCCAUUCCUAUCGUCGAUUUCACCCCGCCAAGUAGAUUCUAAGCAGAGAAUAGUAUUCGACGGACUGGCGCUGCGGGAGGACGAACGGUUUUGUCGUUGAGUAACUGAUGAUAAUGAGUUGAGUAGCGAGCGCGAGCGCGCACGUGUGUGUAUGUCUGUGUGUGUGUGUGUGUACAGUGGCAAGAAAAAAAAGAAGAAGAAGAAGAAGAAGAAACGAUUGUCCCGCGCGAUUCUUUACGGAAAUCGAAACGAUUUCUUGGAGAUUGGCUUUGCGCGAGGAAAAUUCGAAUGGUACGAAUUGAUUUGGAACGAAAGUUGCGCGAAGUCGCCAAACGCGAUCCUUGAUAUUAUAACGUAACGUAAACGGAAUAAGUAUAAUUCUAAACGAGGUGAACAUGAUUUCGAGAGUUGUAAUAAUUUAUCGGAUCAUUCGGCAAUUUCUUUCAACCUUUCUCUUUCAUCGAGAUACUUAAUAUAAUAAAUCUAGGAAGUAUAAACAUAAUCGAUAAGCGUAUUUAUAACUGUUCGAGGUACGUUUGUAAUAACGAAGAAAGUCUCUGUUUAUUUAAACUGUGUAUGUAUAUUUUUCUUUUUCUUUUUUUCUUUUUUUUUUUCACGCAGUUGAAUCCACCAGUAUGCAAAGUCGACCUCCGAGAUUUCCUCUCUGAUAAGCGCGAUCAGCGUAAUUCGUCACAUCAGAACGAUCCAUUCGCUCGACCUAGGCACCUCGAGAAACUUCCGCGGCACUCGGUUACAUGCAACUUUGUACCUCACGUAUCACGAAUAUACACGAAACAAUACACGAAGCACGAUUACGUUACUUUUCUUCGAACAAACGAGAAACGUACCGUCUCGUCUAGAGUAGAGUAAUAUCAGCGACGAAUUUAUCCAUUUCCGUAAUUCCCUUGAAAAAUAAUGCCACCGACGGAACGUGCACUUACUUUCGAAACCAAAGAGAAAUAGCAACGAGGAAUAAAUGAAGGAUCGAGCGCGAAAAUAAGAAGAAAGAAACUCUCUCAUUCCAUAAGAUCAUUCUAUCGCGGUUGCCGCGAGAGCAACCUUUACUUUUAAGAAUUAGAGGCUCAAGAAAUCUUCCUUCUCGCUUCUUUUUACUCUGCGUAGCGAUAAUUUGGUAUAGUAAGCUGACGGACGCCUAAAACUUUUCGUUAUGUGGCUCGUUAAAGAUAAUCGACGCUGGAAACGUUCUCCGUUUCGACAGCGAACACCGACGAGUAUCUAUCGCGCGCUGCGAGCGCUUGGAACGAACGAAAUAGCGGAGCAAAUGGAGCCAAGAAAGCGGAAAGCUGUAAAUUACGUAGGAUAAUUAAUUGUGAAUAUUUAAUGGCUUUUUCUCGUCGCGCGACGUCCCCGUGCCAUCUGUAUUUUCGAUUCGCGGAUAGCGCAUUUCGUUGAGCAAUUUGCGCGAAUGGUAAACAAUAAUUAAUUUGAACGCGUGAUCAUUUUUGUACAAAAAAAAAAAAGAAGGAAAUUCUCGACGUGGCGACACCCACGUGGCGACACGUUAAGAAUCGAGUUCUGUUAACGAGACACCAUCUGUACCAUACACGGCAUUCGAAAUCACACGGAAAGCAAUCGAUUUACAGCCGGUGAAUCAACGAUCACCCAACGAGCGAUCGGUGGUAAUUUAAGGUACUCGGUGAAACACACACACACGGCUCAAUUUUUUUACCAAGAACAGGGUUCAGCAUCCGAGACUGAGGUAUCGAGAACAGAGAUAGGCAAAAUAUUUAUCAAGAGAAAAUAUUAAUGUAGAUAUCGAAGGACGAUAACCCUUUGGCCUACAACCACGGAGCGAGACUCGUGGGUAAGGAAUUUGGUCCAUAAAUAAUAAACACGAGUCAGGCUCGUGGCACUUCGUUCGUACUUCCUAUCUUCCUGUUUAUUACGGCCCGAGCAAUCGGGAGACAUAGCGUGUAGGUCGAGGGGUUAAUGGAUUAAAAGGAAUUUUGACCACAGAAUGAAAUAUUUUAUAACGAAGAAUCGGGAGGAUGCACGUUGAUUUUUGGUUGUUGCCUGUUACUCGAAUGAAAUUUUGUCCAUCUCGACUGAGAGGAACAACGAAAGGAAAAGCAAUGCGUACUUAUCCUCGAAGAGAUCUCAGUGCCACGACAGGGAGACGGAAGUGUCCGUUUUUUUUCGGACGUGGCGCGUAGUCUAAGGACGAACGAUGAACGUGGAGUAGGGCUGGGACUUUCUCGAAACUUUUGUCGAUGCUCAACCUACGCAAAAAAGACUGUUAACGAUUUCUUUGUACACAUUCUUACUUAUUUUAUCCUUCUAAUUACUAGUUCGCUAAUCGACUGAUCUCGAGACGUGACAUUUCAGUAUUCUAUUUGCAUUAUUAUACCUGUGCGAAUAGUGCUUAAAUAAUAACGAGUCGAAAAUUGCUAUUACAUUCGUGGUCCCAGUCCUAACGUGAGCUGAUCCUAACAUAUCUGUAAAACUUUUUCUAACCAUUGCCCGAUCGUGCAUACGGAAACGCGAUGGCGCCCAAAAUGAUUUAACCCCUUCGUGCCCAGUUUAUAUUGUUCUCAUUAUUUCUUACGGUUACAAUUUUUCGGUACAAUGAUGAACACUGAAUACCUACAUGUUUUUAUAUAUGUACAUUUACUAAAUACUUUUUAUACGUUCAUUCGGGAAACUCAGUUGGAACGUUUACACGUUCAGAAUACGAUCAGCCCUUUCAAACCUGGCGUCCACAAUUGAGGACAUGUAAGAAUCACACGAGAAUCAUACAUUAACGACACUAUCGUUUAGGGCGAGUGUCAUUUGUGCACACGAAGAAAGACCAGUUUUCCUCGAAAACUAUGAUACAUAUUUCAUUCGAUAAAUCUUCUUCCUUUUACACGACGAUCGACCAUUUUAUAACACAGCAACAUGGAUUUAAUAAAAAAAUAUACAUGUCGAAUUGAGUAAGCUCCUCCAUUUCGAUGUCGGUUAAUAAUAAUAUUUACCGCGUCCAGGCACGAAGGGAUUAAAGAGAAAAGCGACUUCGAAUGAACGUUUGAUUUUAAAAAACGGCACUAGUCCGCCAUCGUCGAAGCUCGACGAUCGAUGAAUUCUUUUUGCGAGUUCGAAACUCUUUCUAACUCUGUCCCUCUCUCUACCUGUCUCUCUUUGUUACUCGCCGUCUCGACGCUUUUAACGCGAAACUUGUAUUUGUGACUAGGAACGAGCGCGAACGCAGAGGAAGGAAAGAACGCUCCUGAAUUAAGGGGAAUGAGGACGUUUGAUUAUAUCUGACCAGACACGGCUCCGCGGUCUCUUUUCUCUCCUCGAAAUACACCUCUGUUAAGCUGGCAGGACCAAAUCAGCUGAAUCAUAUCGGACUUGGUGGAAUAUUUAGUACUUGUUUUGUACUAAUUCGUACCACAAACAGUAAUUUUCUACCCCCUGCCGUUUAAAAAAAAAAAAACAUGGCAGAAGGUACGAAGUUACUGUUUGUGGUACAAAUGAGUACAAAAUAAGUACUAAAUAUUCCACCAAGUUCGAUCUGAUUCUGCUGAUUUGGUUCUGUCAUCUCAAGAGAGGUUCAAAAUACUAUACUGCUCAGGCCACUGGAAAUAUCAUCGGUUGGAUACUGUUUCUUCUUGUUCGGAAGAAAUAGUCUCUUACCCUGCCUUUCACGAAAAUUCAACUCUCUUUUCCUUGAAUUCUUCACCGACUUUGAUAAGAGAUCGAUGUAUUUACUAAAAAUUUUAUGCAAGUUUCCCCAACACUUUCCCAAUAAAUUAUCAUUACCUUGCACCCAACCGGACGUAUUUCUGGAGGCUGAGCAAACAUAACCGCGUAGUCUCGGUCGGUGCAGACCUUUUUCGAUGGCGAGAGUAUCGAUAGUUUGGACGUAACGCGCGCGUCAGUGUGACGUGGGAAAAGGAGGAAAGUUGUCGAGGGAAAACGAACGAAAAACGUAUAAAUCGAGGAGAUCCGACCUAUCGCCGUCGGUCAGCGAGGAUGGAGAAACCACUGUAAUAUAUACACUUCGAUUGUAACGAUGUAACGCUGCCACUGAACACAUCCCGUGUAGUACAAUUACCGUACAUAUAAUAUUCUGCAGUAUACUGGUACACACCGUAUUAUUAAUUGAAUUGAUAUUUAUUAACGAUUAAUUAUUACAUUAUUACCACUAUAUUAUCUAUACCAUUUGUACUUUAUAUUUCAGUUCGAACGAAAUAAAUGCCUUCUUUUUCAUAAAAAUAAAA
Messenger RNA from Hylaeus volcanicus, 15697 nucleotides. Its product is annotated as neural-cadherin-like. The transcript is spliced from 26 exons. Gene Ontology annotation, molecular function: calcium ion binding; cadherin binding. Gene Ontology annotation, biological process: homophilic cell-cell adhesion. Gene Ontology annotation, cellular component: catenin complex; plasma membrane. The record is from RefSeq and is a predicted model, not a curated record. NCBI's taxonomy places the organism in Eukaryota, Metazoa, Arthropoda, Insecta, Hymenoptera, Colletidae. The coding region runs from base 2158 to 7764 and encodes 1868 amino acids.